AUGGAUGAAGACCAGAGUGUUUUUCCUCCAAACCAUCCUCUUCGUAUCUACCUUCGCGAUCUAAAUUUAGACGACGGCAACGACUGCGAUGGUGAUGAUAAAGAUCGAGCCUCAAAACCUCCUGUGAGCAUUGCGCCCUCAGAUUGGACCAACUCAACCUCUGAAUAUGCUCUCCUUUUUAAUCUUCUCUUCUAUUACUACAGCCUCAUUAUUUAUUUCCCAAAAAGAUACCUCUUGCAAUGUCUCCUUCAAUCCGAGCACAUCUUUACCAAUGACCGCGCAUAUCUCGAGCAGUGUAAGGGUGCUCUCAGAAGGUGGCUGCCCCCGCAUCCACUCCGUCCUCUUUCUUUUAUCCCCAUUUUGUUCACAAUCUUGCCGAUUCUCCUCUCUCUCCUGGUCCCGAAUGUUAAUAUUCUUGUCUUUUAUGUUGGCAUGUUGUCAUUUCUCCUAAUCGUUGCCAGGCUAGUUUUCAUCUGCUUCACCGUCUUGUUGGUGAAACAAGCGAUUGGUUGUAUGGAGGAUCUUCAUCUUUUCUUCGAAAAAUCAAUUAUUUUCCUGCGUGGACUCAAUACCGUUGCGAUAGGCUAUAUGUUUGCAAGUAGGGGAGCGGCAUUCCUGAGUCAACUAGACAGAGUUGUGCUACCGAAGUAUAGCUCUCAUUUGUACAAUGCACUGUCCGCCUACGUAUCAAAUGUCUCCUCUCUGUCCCUCACCAUGAACCAAAUAAUCCAAUCUUCUCCCUCUCUGGUCUCCAGUAUUGUGGAAAUCGGCAGCUCUUUAACUAUUCCUCACGAUACUAUGACCGAGGGAGAAGCCAAUAAAAAGAGUCUGGCCAUGUUCUGUAUCGGUCUCGGAUUUGACUCCGAGUUGGCACGGGUAUUUGGCUGCUUCGUCGCACUUCACUCCCACGAAUCCAUCCUUCUGAACUUACGAGUGGUUAAGGCUCUCUGUGCCUGGCUAUGGUGCCUACGACGGGGAAGGCAGCGUUUGCGCGAAGUGGACCGGAUGCGAGUAAACCUGGAGAGGGGAGGUUGGUUUCGGGACGAGCCACCAAGCCGAGUGACUAAGGCGCCCAGUCCAGCCUUCGAAGAGGUGCAAGUGAGGGAACACCUCUCAGCUUUGGCUAGCCUUCAUUAUAACGUCAUCUCCUUAUCGUGUCGGCUUCAUAAACUGAGGGAAAGGGUCAUUGUCAAGGCGUCUUCAGUUGCACUGUCUGAACUAUCCUCCGAAGACCUUCAGUCGAUGCGCACACUCUUGUCUAAUUGUCAGUACUGCCUGGAUGAGGCCGAGAAAACCCUUCGAGAUGAAUCCACUAAAUCGACAGAAUCGAUUUCGGUUCCCAAGGUGCCUGAGCCGACGUUCAAAGUGGAAGGAACGGGCGAACUGAUACCACUGGAUUCUGAACAACCGCCCACUGAAGAUGAGUGUCUUGAGGCAAUUGUUGAUGCUGAAGAUCUACAGGCUGGGGGAGAGGAGAGUCUCUACGAUGACCUCGAUUACUUAGGUCAACCGGUUAGCAAAGCAGAAAUGAAAAAGAGGAAUGCAGACCGCGCGAUCCUCCUCACCGAGCUUACUUCCGUAAUAGCGCAUCGAAUGGUGGAGACACGAGAGCGUGAGGCAAAAGCACUUUCUCGUUCAAGGGGACUUCUGGAGUGCAACCAAUCACCAUCAUCGCCCUCAUUGCCACCACCUGCCAUUGAUGAGGUGCAGUCGAUGUCAAUCGUGGGGAGAAAGGAAUCAAUAAGAAAAAAGGAGAGGAAAAAAUACUUCUAUUACUACUGUGGAGGUGAAUUAAUUUUCGACAAUUUGAAAUUCAACUUGGUUAACUUGAGACGUCAAAAGUGCAUUCAUUUGCGGCACAGGGAUGUGCGGUUGAAAGCAAGCCUUGACGCCUAUCAGAGUGAUGAUGGAACUUCUAGCCGCAGUCAGUUGGUUGUACGUCUGUCUGCGUCAACUCUGGCUGUGGUGGUGAUGCCCGGUUCACAGUCUCGGUGGCCCUUCCUCUCUAAUGACGAACAUGAUGCCUCUCGGGGGGAGGCGCCUCGAGGCCCGUCCCUAGAUUUGAAAAAACGCCUCCAACUACGUAAUCAACAUUUCCACCUUCUCAUCAAGACGGCGGAAGCGCUAUCCACACAAACACGACCAGAUGGCACCUCUCAUUCUCUCCAUGUUGCUAAUCCUGAAGGUGAUGGUGGAGUAGUUGCAACAGAGACGCUUCCAGAAAUAUUCAUGAGGCGUCCCGCCAUUUCAACUGAUUUGAAAGCACUGAUUCUUCAACAAGGCAGAGCUGUGCGAUCAUCGAAAUUAGAAGAGGAGAUUUUUGACGAUGUAGGGAGCGGGGAAGAAUUGAAUGAGGAAGAACUGGAAGAGCAAUAA
Messenger RNA from Echinococcus granulosus, 2376 nucleotides. RefSeq lists its product as hypothetical. The coding region runs from base 1 to 2376 and encodes 791 amino acids. The record is from RefSeq and is a predicted model, not a curated record. The transcript is spliced from 13 exons. Lineage: Eukaryota; Metazoa; Platyhelminthes; Cestoda; Cyclophyllidea; Taeniidae.